Rubroshorea leprosula is the source of this 892-nucleotide messenger RNA. The record is from the annotation of a GenBank genome assembly. Lineage: Eukaryota; Viridiplantae; Streptophyta; Magnoliopsida; Malvales; Dipterocarpaceae.
CUAUAGUAAAUCCUGUUGCUGGGCUACAUAAGUGGCAUUUCAAAUACCUAUAGUUUCCAAGACAAAGAUGGCUUUGCAUUUAAACGGUAUCUCCACUCCUCUUUCAUCCGAGAGAGUGACUAGUUUUUCUUAUCCUCGAUUUCCCACCACGGUGAGAACUCGUAAUGCUCUCCCCGCCAGGGUGAAAGCCGUGGCAGAGAGAAGAGAGAGUCUUGAUGACUUGCAAAGGGUGAGCCAUAACCAGCAGAGGCAAUCCCAGCCAAAAAGAAGACCGGAUAUUGCAUCUACAGGACUAUGGAACAGGUUUCCAACUGCGAGGACAGUUCAGCAGAUGAUGGACACAAUGGAGAGGAUGAUGGAGGAUCCUUUUGCUUAUAACAGCGCUUUGCCUCUGGCCUCUGAAGGGGUGAGAAAUGGAUAUGGUAAGGGAAGAACACCUUGGGCAAUAGAGGAGAGGGAAAUGGACUACAAGAUGAGGUUUGACAUGCCCGGUAUGACCAAGAAUGAUGUGAAGGUAUGGGUUGAGGAGAACAUGCUUGUGGUCAAGGCAGAGAAGGUUCCCAACAGCAGAGAUGGUCAAGAGAAUGUCAAUGGAACCGUAUCCGAGGAGGAAGAGUGGCUGGCUAAGAGCUAUGGUAGGUACAGCAGUAGAAUUGCAUUACCAGAUAAGGUUGAGUUUGAGAAGAUCAAGGCAGAGGUCAAAGAUGGGGUUCUGUAUAUUACAGUUCCAAAAGCCAGUGUUGGCAGCAAAAUAAUAGGCAUUGACGUACGGUAGCAUCCUUGUAAAGUUAUGGUAUUAUAUACAACAUAAAGUUUCUUUCUCUGAGCCUAAUCGUAGCUUCUUUUGUGAUAGAAUUUCCAGAAACAAGAAAAAGAAAAUACAGAAGAUAAC